This is a messenger RNA of Momordica charantia (bitter melon), 2402 nucleotides long. It is a transcript of the gene GUS2, whose product is annotated as glucuronidase 2. NCBI's taxonomy places the organism in Eukaryota, Viridiplantae, Streptophyta, Magnoliopsida, Cucurbitales, Cucurbitaceae. Gene Ontology annotation, cellular component: membrane; plant-type cell wall. Gene Ontology annotation, molecular function: beta-glucuronidase activity. The record is from RefSeq and is a predicted model, not a curated record.
AUGUUUUUUCUCCAGUUUUUUCUGGUGGAACACAGCAUAUUUCACCUCUUUUUUUUUAUGAAAAAAGUGGGAGCACGAGGAAGAAAGUAUCCGGGUUAAAGCAUCCCUCUCGAUUAACCCUCAAAGCAACCAAUUUUUUUCAUUUACAACACUAAUUUCAGCUCCCAAUAUUAAACAGCUAUCACUUUUUACAAGCCGGCGCUUACUGUAUCUGCAGAUUUUUUAUAAAUCGUGAGCCGACAAUUUGAUUGAGAGAACUGUUCCUCUCACCCAACCCACAAAACUUUUUCGUUUAAGCAUCGGUUGGUGUUUGGAAGGAACAUUUCUAGCCAAAACGACGAAUAUGAGAAAGACCCAUUUCGUCCGCCAUAGCUUUUACUCUACUUGCUCACUGUAAUUCAUUGCAAUUCAGAAACUCGCAGGAGCGGGGCGGAAACAGCUACGGGUUUCGCUGGAAAGUACUGGCAUCUGUUUCUGAAGGAAGUUGCUUCGAAACUUCAGCUGGGUUUCGUCUUUCGAUGGGGGUGUGAACUGUGUGUGCAAGUCUGCUAUUGAGGCUGCUUAUUUCACUAACCAAUGGACUUCAGGAUCUCCUUGUUUCUUAUGUUAGCUUCUCUUCCCGCUAUCUUGGCUCAGAUAGCAACACAUGGUAGAGUCAUAGUUGAUGGAGCUGUAGUAGUUGCUCAAACUGAUGAUAACUACAUUUGUGCCACCAUUGAUUGGUGGCCUCAUGAUAAGUGUAACUACAAUCGUUGUCCAUGGGGGUAUUCUUCAGCAACAAAUUUGAACUUGUCUCAUCCUCUUCUCAUCAAGGCCAUACAAGCUUUUGAGCAUUUGAGGAUAAGAAUUGGCGGUUCUCUGCAAGACCAAGUGUUGUACGACGUGGGAAGUUUGAAGACGCCAUGCCAUCCAUUUCAGAAGGUGCAAUCAGGGUUGUUUGGUUUUUCCAAAGGGUGUUUGCACAUGAGUAGAUGGGAUGAUCUAAACCAAUUAUUCAAGACCACAGGGGCCAUAGUGACCUUUGGCUUGAAUGCACUACAUGGAAGGCACCAAAUUCAAAGAGAUAGAUGGGGAGGAGAGUGGGACUCAGCAAAUGCUCGGGAUUUUAUGAAUUACACCAUAUCAAAGGGAUAUGUGGUAGAUUCAUGGGAGUUUGGUAACGAAUUGAGUGGACAUGGCGUUGGUGCGAGUGUCGAUGUCGAACUGUAUGCAAAAGAUGUGAUCAAACUGAGAGACAUUAUCAAUGAGUUGUACAAGAAUUCCGACUCAAAACCUUCACUCGUAGCACCAGGAGGAUUCUUUGAGCAAGAAUGGUAUGCCAAACUUCUUCAGGUUUCAGGAUCUAAUGUUGUGAAUGUCAUCACUCAUCAUAUCUACAAUCUUGGGGCCGGCAUUGAUCCCCAUCUUACAAACAACAUACUGGAUCCACAUUACUUAAGCAGGGUAUCAGAAAUCUUUAACAGAUUAGACCAAACCAUCCAAGUUCAUGGUCCAUGGGCAUCUGCGUGGGUCGGAGAGUCUGGUGGGGCCUAUAACAGCGGUGGUCGCCAUGUAUCCAACACAUUCAUUAACAGCUUUUGGUACUUAGAUCAACUGGGAUUGGCAUCCAAGUACGAUACCAAAGUGUAUUGUAGGCAGACAUUAAUUGGGGGUCACUAUGGUCUGCUCAACACAUCCACAUUUGUACCAAAUCCAGAUUUUUACAGUGCACUUCUGUGGGAUCGGCUUAUGGGGAAAACUGUUCUUCCUGUUGGUAGUGAUGCUUCGUCAUUUUUACGCGCUUACGCUCAUUGUUCAAGGGGAAGUACUGGUGUGACUGUACUUCUGAUCAAUUUGAGCAACCAAACCCACUUCACAAUUCAUGUUCAAAACAGCAAAAAUGUGUUUCUGAAUGUUCAAGAAAAUGGGGUUAGGAGAGAGAAUUCCUUCAUGAAAGGCAUGAAGAAGACUGUAGCAUGGAUUGGAAACAAAGUCUCUGAUGCAUCAGUGUCAAGAGAAGAAUAUCACCUGACCCCAAAGGAUGGCUACCUCCAAAGCCAAACCAUGGUUCUAAAUGGAUCUCCAUUGGAGCUCACUCCUGAUGGGGAGCUUCCAAGUUUGAAUCCUGUCCUCCGUGACGUCAACACUCCGAUCUUUAUGAUCCCGUUGUCCAUUGCUUUCAUAGUAUUCCCCAACUUCGAUGCCCCAUCGUGCUUGUGAUUUCAGAUUGUCUUUGCUCGUGAUUCUGCAGCGUAACUGUAAAGCUUAAAGAAGCUGCUUAAAUUCUGAAUAAUCGUACAAUAUCAUCAGUAAGUUAUUGUUUCUGUAAUGAUUAAUUGGAAAGAUGUGUAAUAAGUUGUGGUGGAUUAAUUGUGAAGAAAUGGAAACGUUACCAGAUGGCGUGUAUAUGAUCGUUUUUGCAA